Molecule: messenger RNA, 2105 nt
Organism: Anas platyrhynchos (mallard)
Lineage: Eukaryota; Metazoa; Chordata; Aves; Anseriformes; Anatidae
Source: RefSeq, a predicted model, not a curated record
ACAUGCUCAGCCAUGGGGACAGCCAGCUGUGUCUGUGCGCGUGCAUCUCCGUGGGUGUGCAUCUGAGCCCCUGUGUGUGUGCACGAGAGCUGUGCACGCCUGUGCCUGUGUGGGUGGCUGGUGAAGGACCCAGACGUUCCACCUGAGCUGGCUACGUCAAGGAGCAACCCGAGCUGCCAAGGGCGUCCCGCCGAGCGGCUGCGUGGGGCAGGAGCAGAGGUGGCUGCGGGCUGUGGGCUGUGAGCACCGCGGUGCCUGCCCUGAGCCCUUCUCCCAGCCGGCUGCGGCUGAGCCGAGUGCCCAUGCGGGACCCCCUGGAGCAGGGAGCCGGCGGCGUGUGAGCAGCAGCCCCGAGAUGGCCGGGCAGGGGCCGGGCGCUGCGGCUGCAGGUGAGGGGUGUGGGGAGCGGGGAGCUGCACCAGGGGGUCCUGCGCUGGGCUGCCUGUGCCGGGAGGUCUCUGCCUGCUGGGCAGGACUGUGAGGGAUGCUGCGGGGUGGGGGGCAUGGGGUGGCAGGAGUGCCUUGGGGUAGGGCAGGGGGCUGGGGCCAGCUGAGAGUGUCUGUCCCUGCCCUGCCGGCUGAUGGCAGGGGUCCCAGAUCUCUACAGGCUGUGGGGGGGGUCUCUGGAAGCUUCUCAGAGCCCCUGGCUGCAGGGAGCAGCUGAAGGCAGGAGAGCACGGAGCUGGGGUGGGGGUCCUGGAGGGGACAGGGCCCCCCUGCCUCCUCCCGGAGCCCCCACCCCACUCCCCGCUGCCUGUCUGCCUGUUGUGGCAGGAGGGCACCGGCCAGACGCAGGCCCCGUGGCGGGGAACAGCAGUGCGGAGCCCCCCGGCAGCCCGACCCCCCCGGAGCAGGGCUGCGCCUGGAGCCCCCGCCCCGAGGGCGGCGAGGAGCCCCUGCGGCUGCCCACCUUCUCGCCGGCUGCCCAGGCCCGCGUGGCCGUCACCUUCGCCCUCUUCGCCCUCUCCGCCGGCUGCAACCUGGCGGUGCUGCGGGCGGCGGGGGGCCGGGGGAGCGCGCGGCGCUCCCACAUCCGCCUGCUGCUGCGGCACCUGGCCGCGGCCGACCUGCUGGUGACGGUGGCGGUGAUGCCGCUGGACGCCGUCUGGAACAUCACGCUGCAGUGGCGGGCGGGCGACCUGGCCUGCCGCCUCCUCAUGUACCUGCGGCUGCUGGCCAUGUACGCCUCCGCCUUCGUCACCGUCGUCAUCAGCCUGGACCGGCAGGCGGCCAUCCUGCACCCCCUGGCCAUCGCCCGCGCGCGCAGGAGGAACCGCGCCAUGCUGCGUGCCGCCUGGCUGCUCAGCGCCGCGCUCUCCCUGCCGCAGCUCUUCCUCUUCCGCACCGUCACCCUCCAGCCCCCGCACAACUUCACCCAGUGCACCACGCGGGGCAGCUUCCCCCAGCGCUGGCACGAGACCCUCUACAACAUGCUCAGCUUCACCUGCCUCUUCCUGCUGCCGCUGCUCAUCAUGGUCUGCUGCUACGCCCGCAUCCUCCUGGAGAUCUCCCGGCGCAUGGGCUCCGGCCUCUUCCCCUCCAGGGACGUGCCGUUGCGGUGCUCAGGGAACAACAUCCCGCGGGCACGGCUGCGCAUGCUGAAGAUGAGCCUGGUCAUCGUCUCGUCCUUCAUCCUCUGCUGGACCCCCUACUACCUGCUGGGGUUGUGGUACUGGUUCUGCCCACGGGCCAUGCAGAAGAGGGUCUCGCCGUCCCUUACCCACAUCCUCUUCAUCUUCGGCCUCUUCAACGCCUGCCUGGACCCCAUCACCUACGGGCUCUUCACCAUCCCCUUCCGGAGGGGCUGUGGCUGCCCCUGCGGGCACAGCCCUGAGCCCGAGCCACCCUCCCCGGCCACGGGCUCAUUCCGCUGCUCGGCCUCGUCCCUGCGGGCCCGGCGGGGAGCUGGGGGUGUGCAGGGGCAGCAGGUGCCUGCCGGGCCGGGGCUGCCCGCUGGGGCUGGCUCCUGCCAGAGCAGUGCCCUGUGAGCCGGGGCUGUCCUGGUGCUGCGCAGAGCCCCAGGGGGCUCCGGACGAGGGGACCCGCGAUGGCACAACAGCGAGCACAAGUGAUGGGGGCUCUGCAGCUCUGCUCCUGUGCCCCAA